AUGGAGAUUCCAUUGUCCUGCUCGUGUAAAUGCAAGAAGACCUGCAUAGCCGACGAGACAAAUAACCCAGAACAACCAGAUCAGAACAACCAGAUCAGAACAACCAAUCAGCGUAGGAUUCCAUUGUCCUGCUCGUGUAAAUGCAAGAAGACCUGCAUAGCCGACGAGACAAAUAACCCAGAACACCCAGAAAACUAUGGAAUCGGACCCACUGACGACCGAGCACCGUCACCGGAAAGGUGUGGAGCCGAAUCCGUUCAGCCGAAUCCAUCACCAGUACGAGAAAGUUGCGAAACGCCACAGAAUAAUCGCGAAACGAUACCGGAAUGUCAGGAAAUAUACUUGAAAUCCACGCAACCCAGUGGAAUCGACAACGAACUUGGUUUGAACAAGGAGCAAACGGUGGCUAUUAGCCAACGUCAGCAAUGUUCCGAAAAUUCAGCGAUUCUUCCCUUUCGUCAUCGGUUCGACGAAAUAACAUCAGUGGCUUUUGAAGAAAAUGAAUUGACGGAUGAAGAAAACUAUGGAAUCGGACCCACUGACAACCAAGCACCGUCACCGGAAAUGUGUGGAGCUAAAUUCAUUCAGCCAAAUCCAUCACCAAUACGAGAAAGUUGCGAAACCAUACCAGAAUGUCAGGAAAUAUACCUGAAAACCACGCAAUUUAGUCGAAUCGACAACGAACUUGGUUUGAACAAGGAGCAAACGGUGGCUAGCCAACGUUGUUGGCAAAAUUCAGCGAUUAUUCCCUUUCGUCAUCGGUUCGACGAACUUACAUCAAUGGCUUUUGAAGAAAAUGAAUUGAUGGAUGAUGACUCAAAGGAAGAAGAAAGCAUCCAAGAGAGUGCGUGUAAUAAUUUCAGCGAAAAAAUUUGGACUUUAAGACAGUCUCCAAAGUUGAAAAAAUAUCGACCUCCGACUUUUAAACCUACUAGACAAAGAACUACCCAGCUAUGGAGUGAAACAUGGGGUAAAAAAACAGCUUUAUCGCUGACUCCCCAAGAAUUGAAUAGACAAGAAUCAAUCAAUGAAAUAUUGCAAGGCGAGAUCCAUUUUAUCGAAGAUCUCCUGAUGAUACAAACGGUUUAUCACCAAUCACUGGUACACCUUGGCUACAUUUCCCGUAGUGAGGCAAACCUAAUAUUCGGUUGGAUCCCGACGUUUAUCUCAAUCCACACAGAGUUUAGAGACAGAAUUUUAAAAGCAUUAGGACCAAAUAGCUGUUUCACAUACUUUGGUACGUCCGUCCAAGAAUGGAUUCCUAAUCUCAAAAUCUAUUCAUCCUAUUGUUAUCAGCUGAUUGAAGUUAAAAAGCUGCUAGACGAAAAAAAGAACUCUGAUCCUCUAUUUGAGGAUUUCCUCAGACGUUGUCUGGAGUCCAGCUUUUCACGGCGUUUGGAUCUGUGGAGCUACCUGGACGCUCCCAGAUCCCGUUUAAUGAAAUAUCCCCUCCUAUUGACCCAGACACAAAAGUUUGGAAAAAACAACCACAAUGAAUUCAAGGCACUUGAACAAGCUCUUCAAAUGCUUCGCGAUGUUCUAGACCAAGUAGACAGAUCAACGGGACUUGCAAUAUGCAAACAGGUAAUCGAUAAAAUUGAUUUGCCUGAGGAAAUGACUACAGUUUUUGAAGAUGCCAACACUGUUAUGUGUAGAGGAGAACUCGAGACCUGUCAAGGGAUCAAGCUUCAAUGCUUUCUGUUCAACAGUGGGCUGGUCCUCACCAGAGCUGAUUCCAGGGGGCGCCUAAAUCUCUACGGGAAUCCCUUUGAAGCAGGACACUUCAAAAUAGUUGAUUUAGGGAGCGAGGUCCAACAAAAAACUAACAGAAGCAAACUUCAAACGAGGUAUUUACUUCGAGUCGAUACACCGUCGGAAAGUAUCACAUUGGUCACUCUCGACGAAACCAAUAAGAAAAGGUGGAUGACUAGUCUUUCUACAGUCGUGAACGGAAAGGUCUAG
Daphnia magna is the source of this 1962-nucleotide messenger RNA. Its product is annotated as rho guanine nucleotide exchange factor 3-like. Gene Ontology annotation, molecular function: guanyl-nucleotide exchange factor activity. Lineage: Eukaryota; Metazoa; Arthropoda; Branchiopoda; Diplostraca; Daphniidae. The transcript is spliced from 3 exons. Gene Ontology annotation, biological process: positive regulation of Rho protein signal transduction. Bases 1 to 1962 code for a protein of 653 amino acids. The record is from RefSeq and is a predicted model, not a curated record.